Messenger RNA from Emiliania huxleyi CCMP1516, 1494 nucleotides. RefSeq lists its product as hypothetical. The transcript has 4 exons. NCBI's taxonomy places the organism in Eukaryota, Haptophyta, Isochrysidales, Noelaerhabdaceae. Bases 1 to 1494 code for a protein of 497 amino acids. The record is from RefSeq and is a predicted model, not a curated record.
AUGACGGAACCCGAGGGCGGGGGCGCUAUGUUGGAGCUCGAAGGGAGGCUGGCGUGGAUCCGAGGCUACCAGGGUGCGGUUCCAGCAAUGGACUGGGGCUUCGAGGUCGUCGACGACGACGAAGAUGAGGCCACAUCGGAGGAGGGUGGUCAGGCGGACGAUUACGGCGGGCAGUUGGACGAGGCUCCUUCGUCCAAAACAAUCACUGAGGAGGAAAUCGCAGUGGGCGAUGAUAUGGAGGAGGAGGGCGGCCCGGCGGCGCUGAAACACGGAGGGGACGGCGCAGAAGAACUUUGCAAAAACGAGGUCGCGGAGGAGUGGAGGGCGGAAGUGGAGGAGGUAGGCAGUUUUGAGGAAUUCAGCGGGAGCGAGUAUGGCAGUGACGGUGGUGUGGACCAGCAUCGGUGUGGACCAGUGUCGGCAGUGACGGCAGUGAUGGCGAUGAAAGCUAUGGAGGUACCUCUCGCAUGGGCCAAUCACCUAGAGCCCGACCGUUGCUCGUCUAGCGAAGACAGCGUUGAUGACGAUUGCCCUCAGCUAGCCUUGGCAGCUGGACCAUCGCCGCAAUGCGACGAGGCUGCUUUAGACGAUGGCCUGCGGCAUAGCGACAGUGCUGAUGAGGCUGCUCCCCAUCUAGAAUCCGAAGGAGCUGCAAAGGUGGUGAUCUCCGCAAUCGCUCGCGCCGUGCGGAGGGCAGUGGUGACGGUCGCAGUUGCGUCGGUCUUGCGUGGCGUUGUCAACGCGGCGAGUCCCCCGACACCCGAGAAGGUGCCGCAGAGGACAACGGCGUUGUUCGUGGGGUCUCCCCAGCUAACGCCGUCGUUGGCAGCGAGAGAGACCUCGCCAAGCGAGUCGCUAGACUGGGAGGAAACUUACUUUGUCGACAGUGACAGGCCGUGUGUGACGAAGAUGGAGGGCGAUGCGACGGCAGCAAAGAGCCAGUGCAGGAUAGGGAGGGAGAGUUGCCAAGCAGAGAUGAAGCUGCUGCGGGAGGCAAUGGCAGCGGCGCAGCUGUCGGAGGGAUGCGACGAUGAGCUCGAGCGGUUGCGAUCGGAGUUUGAGGCACUACGGAAGGAGCUGGCACAAACACAGAGCGCCGCGUGCUUGGCGCUGCACUCCACAGCGCCGGGACGGGUGAUGCCAUCGCAAGACGCGGAGGCUAUGGAGUCAGCAAACGACAUUGACAUUGCAACCUCCUGCAACUAUCACCGAGAGUCCAUCGCCGACUGUCUACCGUCGGACAUGCCAACGUGGGACUCGCUCGAGAGCAACGAGACCGAUCGUCGGAGGGCCCAAAUCGAGGCGGGCGAGUGUUCCAUCUUCACCUACGGGCGACCGGGGUCCUGGGCGAUCGAGGCAAUCGGUAUCGGAGCCAAUCCGACGAUGCCGCAGCUGCUCGACCGCGUCGAGAUGGAGCACGCAAACUGCUUGCAUUUGGCGCCGGCGGGAGCACCGCUCCCGUCCCGCCGCAGAGUACGAAUCGUGGGGGUAUAG